Molecule: messenger RNA, 2369 nt
Organism: Brassica napus (rape)
Lineage: Eukaryota; Viridiplantae; Streptophyta; Magnoliopsida; Brassicales; Brassicaceae
Product: exocyst complex component EXO70E2-like
Exons: 1
Coding region: 382-2232 (616 amino acids)
Biological process (GO): exocytosis
Cellular component (GO): exocyst
Molecular function (GO): phosphatidylinositol-4,5-bisphosphate binding
Source: RefSeq, a predicted model, not a curated record
AUAAAAUAGAGCGGUCGACAUAUCUUCCGUUGAAUCUUCUUCUUCUUCUUCUUCUUCUUCUUCCUGUGUUGUGGAAGGUCGUCUUCCUUAUUCAGAGGACCAAAACUAAUCAGUCCACAAGAAAGAAAAAGAAAAUAUAUUUUCCCGCAAAAUUAUUCACCAAGAAAAUCUAUGUUAGGCAGCGAAAAAUCUCCAAAGAGGGUUUCCGUUAUCACCUAAUCCUCCGUACGUUUCUUCCCAUCUCCAGAUUUUUUCUUAAAGUUUUCUCCUUUACGAAUCUUCCCAAGUGAAAACGAUCAAAGUCUCAAACUUUCACGCCGAGCUUAAGUUUCCAUUAUCUGGGUUUCUAAGAAUCAGGGUUUUAGAGCUUGUUUGUGGAAGAUGGGAGAGUUUGAGGUAGAUGGAGAAGAGAAGCUGAUUGUUGCUGCAGAGUAUCUCGUUCAGGAGCUUAGAUCCAACAACAAGAGCCUCACCAGAAACGCUAAGAAGGUUCUGGGGAGUCUCUUGUCAGAGCUAUCUCGUGUGGUGGUAAUCUCCGAAGAGAUUGAGCAGAGGCUUAGUCUCGUUUGCGAGAAGAUCACGGCUCGUGAGGUCGACGAAACCAUGAUAUGGGACUUGGGUUCGGACGCAGGCAACGAGUUUCUGGGAGCUGUGAAAGAGCUGAGAGGUUUGAUCGAUCGUUUAGACGGAACAACAGAGGAGGAGGUCUCUUUAAGAAAAGCUCACGACGUUCUUCAAACGGCAAUGGCGAGGCUCGAGGAUGAGUUUAAGCAUCUUCUUGUUGAACACGCCGUGGAAGCUUCUUUCGGCGCCGCUUCCACUGAGGAUUUGGUUCCUGGAAGAAACUCAGAGGACCAUAUAGUGGUUGAUUUGAUUAGACCUGAGGUUAUAUCGGAUCUCAAGAACAUUGCAGACGCUAUGAUUGCUUCAGGGUACGACCGCGAGUGUAUCCAGGUAUGUACAACGGUUAGAAAAGAGGCUCUAGACGAGUUUCUCUAUGACCAUGAGGUCGAGAAGUUGAGUAUUGAAGAUGUUUUGAAGAUGGAUUGGGCUACGUUGAAUACAAACAUCAAGAAAUGGGUUAGGGUUAUCAGAAGCGUCGUCCAGAUGUAUCUCGUUAGCGAGAAGUCUCUCAACAGUCGGAUCUUCGGGGAGCUAAACGAGAUCUUUGUCGAUACGGUGAAGGCUCCGGUGAUGCAGUUGCUCAACUUCGGCCAAGCUGUGUCUAUCGGUCCGCGGCAGCCCGAGAAGCUGCUUAGGAUUCUCGAGAUGUACGAGCUGGUGUCCGAGCUUUUACCUGAGAUAGAUUCUCUCUUCUCUGAUCAUCAUCUUGGUUUAUCGGUUAGAACGGAGUACAGAGAAGUGAUGAGGAGGCUAGGCGACUGCGCGAGAGCGACGUUUCUUGAGUUCAAGAGUGCCAUUGCUUCUGAUGUUUCCUCUCAUCCUUUCCCUGGAGGAGCGGUUCACCCGCUUACCAACUAUGUUAUGAACUACCUCAUGGCGUUAACGGACUUUAGCCAAACGCUGGACUCGCUUCUCAUGGAGCACGAGGAUGGAGAGGAUCUCGCAAUACCUCCUUCGCCGCCUGAUGUUAUCAACCAAGUGGAAGAAGAGUUUCCCUACGAUUCGCCGGAGAAGUUUGUGGCGAUGAAGCGACAUUUCUACUCUAUAGCUUCGGUUCUUGAAGCUAACCUUCAAGUGAAGUCGAAGCUGUACAGAGACGUCUCUCUGAGACACAUCUUUCUCCUCAACAACCUACACUACAUGACCAGGAAAGUGCUGAACUCCGAGCUGAAACAUAUCUUUGGCGAUAGAUGGAAUCGAAAACAUACGUGGAAGUUUCAGCAGCAAGCAACGGAGUACGAACGUGCCACCUGGCUCCCUGUCCUUUCUUUCCUCAAAGAAGACGGUUCUGGUUCUGGUUCUGGUUCAGGAUCUGGUUCGGGUUCGAGAAACUUGCGUCCUAGGGAGCGGUUUCAAGGGUUUAAUUCUGCGUUUGAGGAAGUGUACAAGGCGCAAACAGGUUGGUUGAUAUCGGACGAGAGGCUGAGAGAAGACGUGAGGACGAAGGCGUCCAUGUGGGUGAUUCAAGCGUACUGGACGUUUUACAGUAGACACAAGAACAGUGUGAGUGAGAGGUAUAUUAAGUAUAUCACUGAUGAUCUUGAGAAGCUCUUGUUGGAUCUCUUUGCUGGUUCUCCUAAAUCCUUGAGCAAUUCUUACAGAAGGUGAUCACUUGUCUAAUAGUUUUGGUGUGUUACUAGAAUAUAGACAUGUAUGUUUGUAUUAAAUUUAUUUUGACCUUUGUAAUCUUUAUAUUCAUCAUUUCAUGAAUAUGUGUAAUGCAAUAAAAGUUUUCUUGUUGUUUA